AUGCGCUUCGACGAUAACAUGGACGACCGGCAGAGUAUUGGCGGUGGGAGCGCAAAUAGCUCCAGCGAUUUUGUGCGAAAGCUUUACAAAAUGCUGGAGGACCCGUCAUACUCUCAAGUCGUCCGGUGGGGCGAUGACGGCGGAAGCUUCGUAGUACUUGAGAAUGAAAGGUUCACCAAGUCUAUCCUUCCCAAACAUUUCAAACAUAGCAACUUCGCCAGCUUCGUGCGCCAGCUCAACAAGUAUGACUUCCACAAGGUGCGACACAAUAAUGAAGAGAGUGGGCAUUCUCCGUACGGCUCAGGUGCCUGGGAGUUCAAGCAUCCUGAGUUCAAGGCGAACAACAAAGAUUCGUUGGACAAUAUCCGGCGAAAAGCACCAGCACCCCGGAAACCACCCCAGGUCGUCGAAGAGGCAGCUCCAACCCAACAAAUGGAUCUUGUGAACACUCAAUUAGUAGCCACACAACAGCAACUUCAACAGCUCCAGCAACGUUAUGAGGAACUCAAUAUACAUCACUCAAUACUUACGCAAGAGCUAAUGAAUGUACAAAAGACGGUUGUCAAUCAUGAACACGUAAUGCAAAAUGUAAUGAGCUACCUGCAUUCUGUAGAUGCAAGGCAAAGACGGGAUAGCAAGAUCGGAGGACCGUUCGCACACACCGUGGACAACAACGUACCGCCAGCUAACGUGGACCCGGCACAGCAGCAGAUUUCUCCCCUGGAGGACGAGCCCGCUUCGCCAUUGCAGCAUGCAACAAAAUUGUUGCAUGAUCUCAAUGCCGAUGUCCAAUUGAACUACAAGAAUCUGGAGCACAUGUCGGAUCUGCACAAUCGGAAUGGCGUGAUGUCCACUCCACCUCCAGAUGGGUCUCGCGUUCAUGCAAGGGCGCCAACAUCCGCUGGCUCAAGCUCAUCAAUGGAUUAUGCCAAACUCCAUGGAGAUUCAGAAGCCAUAGUCUAUCCUGUCGGCCAAUCGAACGGUAUCGAUCCAAUGUACAGCGAGCAUAUCCACAAUAUACCAUAUCCCAUGCCAUCGAAAGAAAACGAGGCCGUAGACUCGCGAAUGUCCGCGCCAGCAGCCCGGAAGAAGAGUACGCAGGUCGAUCCGGGCUGGGUUAGGGCUCCUCAAAUAUUGCUCGUUGAAGACGACCCAACCUGUCGAAGGAUUGGAAGCAAAUUCCUGUACUCUUUUCGCUGCGCGAUAGACAGUGCCUUCGAUGGGUUGGAGGCCGUCAACAAAAUGAAUGCAGGUUCAAAGUAUGACUUGGUGCUAAUGGAUAUAAUUAUGCCGAAUCUUGAUGGCGUUUCGGCAACACAUUUGAUACGGCAAUUUGAUCACACCCCAAUCAUAGCCAUGACUUCAAACAUACGCAGUGAUGAUAUCUCGAUGUACUUCCAACACGGUAUGAACGAUGUCCUCCCCAAGCCUUUUACCAAGGAAGGUCUUUUGAACAUGCUCGAGAAGCAUUUGGGGCAUUUAAAGCACAUGGCAGAUGGGAUGGAGCCGAUGGCGCCUCAUCCAGGGUCUUCGAUACCCCAAAGUUCCGCUGCACACUCUUUAAAAGACGAAAGCUCUCCAGCUCAGUCACCGUCAACUAUAUCGAACUGGCAAUCGCCAGGACAAUUUACUGGCAUCUCACCUACUCACGCAGCCACACCACAUCAGUUCAUGCACCCUAUGCAUGCCGGAUAUAGUCAGGACCAAAGUCCGGUCCAAUUUCAAACUCCUCACACGCCUCUCGGUGCUCCACGGCAGAUGCAGCACCGAAGACAGAUCUCAGAGAUCGGAGGUGAAGACAUAUCGAUGAUGCCCCCAAAGAAUACCACCAAGUCGGCAAAGGCAAAACAAAAGCCGCAAGAAGACCAGAGGGAAGAGUCAUUACAGGCAGUCGUUCUUGCCGACUCAUUUGAGACGAGAUUCAGACCUUUUACCCAGGAACGUCCAAGAUGUCUCCUUCCUCUCACGAAUACCCCGUUGAUUGAAUAUACUCUCGAGUUCCUCGCCAAUGCCGGCGUCCAAGAUGUCUUCGUAUACUGUGGGAGCCAUGCGGACCAAGUUGAAGACUACAUUAACGCCUCGAAAUGGAAACUCAAGUCAUCUCCCUUCCGCGCUCUGACAUUGCUCAAGUCCACCGCAAGCUCUGUAGGCGACGCAAUGCGCGACCUGGAUAAUCGCGACCUCAUAACAGGCGACUUCCUCCUUGUCUCUGGCGAUGUGGUCUCCAACAUGUCCAUUGAACCCGCUUUGGCAAAGCAUCGAGCACGCCGAGAAAAGAAUAAAGACGCUAUCAUGACAAUGGUGCUCCGGGAAGCGGGCACUGGCCAUAGGACCAAGAGCAAAGGCUCAAGACCAGUAUUCGUCAUCGACCCGGGUGCGGAAAGAUGCCUUUACUAUGAGGAGAUGGGUAGUCGCAGGGGUAGAAGCAGACAUAUCACCCUGGAUCCGGAAUUGCUUACAUCUAAUGCCGAAAUCGAUGUUCGGGAUGAUCUCAUUGAUUGCCACAUAGACAUCUGCACGCUUGAUGUUCUGGCACAGUGGAGCGACAACUUCGAUUUCCAAUCCCUACGCAAAAGUUUUCUACAUGGAGUGCUGAAAGAUUAUGAGACCUACGGGAAGACCAUACACACUUAUAUCGUGACAAACCAAUACGCUGCUAGAGUCAAGAGCUUACGCGCGUACAACGCCAUCAGUAAGGACAUUAUGGGACGAUGGGUCUACCCCCUUUGUCCCGACAGUAACCUUGUGCCUGAUCAGAGCUAUCGCUUUAGGAAAGGCAAGGUGUAUCAAGAAGAUGCAGUCGUGGUUGCGACGACGUCGAUUAAGAAGACGGCUAUUGGCAGUCAAACCAAUAUAGGGGAGGACAGUAUAAUCACUGGAAGUACCAUCGGAAGAAGAUGCAGGAUCGGAAAAAAUGUCAUCAUCGAGGGAGCCUACAUCUGGGACGAUGUUACUGUUGGAGACGGGUCCAUCAUCCGCGAAGCCAUUAUAGCCAACGAGACCACAAUAGGGAAAAACUGCACAAUUGAGUCUGGAGCAUUGAUCUCGUUUGGAGUGAGCUUGCCGGACCACAUUGGUAUCUCGAUGGAUCGCAAAAUCACUCGACAUCAAGAAAGCUUCUUCGAUAACAGGUUGGACCCUGAGGAUUCUGAUACCUCCAGCGUCGCAUCCUCCCGUCUCGUAUACCGCCAUCCUUCAGCUUCCAGCUCCGCUUCUUCUAUAUCUACACUGGCAUCCUUGAACGACGAUUUGGAACCUAUACGAGACUCGUCCCGCCGUAGUAGCUUCCGUUCCGAUCCUUCAGACGACGCGGCGGAAACCCGAGAUUUCCAUCUGGAAGCAACCGCGAGCAUUCUCGAUGGCCUACAGAAAGGGGACCCCCCUGACACUAUCAUACUUGAACUGAAUGGCUAUCGCAUGUCCACAAACGCAAGCCAACAUGAGGUACGCAAGGCCGUCGUGGCGGCUUUUAUGAAGAGAGUGUCUAGUCUUAGUGGUGAAGAUAAUGCAUCUGGUAUCAGUGCGCGCGAGGCUGUAAGGGAGGUCUUCAGCAAGUAUAAAGGACUUGUCGAGCGGACGAUGUUCGAUAAAGACGUGGAUGAAAAAGUCGAUCAGGUGGAUUUCUUGCUAUUGCUCCAGAAAGAGGCGUUUGGCCGACCAAAUGGAGAUCAGUUACUGUUGUUCGUAACCAAAGAGGUGUAUGACUCGGACAUCAUCGAAGAAGAUGGGCUGCUUCAGUGGUGGGACAAUGAGCGGAGUGCGGAAGGGGAGAUGGGAAAAGUGAGGGAUCUGACGGAGCAGUUCAUCACCUAUUUGAAAGAGGCCGAGGAGGAUGACGAAAGUGAAGAUGAAGAUGAAGAUGAAGAUAUGGAGGACUGA
This is a messenger RNA of Letharia lupina, 3879 nucleotides long. RefSeq lists its product as uncharacterized. Gene Ontology annotation, molecular function: guanyl-nucleotide exchange factor activity; sequence-specific DNA binding; translation initiation factor binding. The record is from RefSeq and is a predicted model, not a curated record. The transcript has 11 exons. Bases 1 to 3879 code for a protein of 1292 amino acids. Gene Ontology annotation, cellular component: eukaryotic translation initiation factor 2B complex. NCBI's taxonomy places the organism in Eukaryota, Fungi, Ascomycota, Lecanoromycetes, Lecanorales, Parmeliaceae. Gene Ontology annotation, biological process: phosphorelay signal transduction system; biosynthetic process; regulation of DNA-templated transcription.